This is a messenger RNA of Alternaria atra, 1779 nucleotides long. RefSeq lists its product as uncharacterized. The coding region runs from base 1 to 1779 and encodes 592 amino acids. NCBI's taxonomy places the organism in Eukaryota, Fungi, Ascomycota, Dothideomycetes, Pleosporales, Pleosporaceae. The record is from RefSeq and is a predicted model, not a curated record. The transcript has a single exon.
AUGGCUCCUAAUUCUAAUCUUACUUCCAGUCACCAGACCGCUAAUCAGCGCUUAUAUCGCCGAUCCGUAGCUUCACCUUACUCACCAUUUGGAUCUCCAACACCACUACCAGCGACGCCACCUCAACCGCAAGACCCACCUAUUUGCGACCUUUUUGCUACUCUAUUAUUCAACCGCCAAAAAGCCUACCAGACCAGAUCGUGUGUCCCACCAGCACCACCAUCAGCACUGUUUGCCGAAGCAGAAAAGAUAACGCCAACCAAACGACACGCUGAGGUUCAGAUUCAACAUACCUCGCCAAUAUCUUCGAAACCCCAUGUACACAAAGAGGAAGAAGGAUAUACCCUCCAAGAUCACGUUCCAUUGCCUGGCAACUGGAAGCCCGCUAUGCUAUCGAAGACACCUACAGUGAACAGAAAACGUGGCCGGCCUGCUAAGCAAACACCGGCUAAGGACGCUGGAAAAACCACAACAGAGAAACCAAGGAAGCGGGCUGCGCCAGCACGCGUGCUACCUCGAGCAGCCAAGCGUCAAAAGCCUGAGGCAAACACCAAACAGAAGCUCAAUCAUACGGGCAGCAUGGGCCACAGUAUGACGACUGCAUUGAUGGCAAAGUCUGACGAAGAUAUUGAGAUCAUCACGAUAUCAGACAGCGAAGACGAAGGGUAUAAGCCUACGCGAAGAGGAGGCAUUGGCCACAAAGAGGGUGGGAAUGCAGAUUUCGGUGCGCCGAAGAUAAACAUCCAUGAGGAGGAGGACGACGUCAAGCCUGAUAUCCCCACUCUUGCAGCGAACCCUGAAUCCAUUCAGCCUGCAUUAAUGCGAAGCCCUUUUGUUCCUCUUGACCAAGCUCCCAGAUGGGCUUUCAGCGGCCCUGAUGCCUCGGAGAGCGAAUCCGAUCUCCACACUGGACCUUCCCGGAACCUUCUGCAGAACAACAUGGCAUGCGCAGAGGCCGAGCAUACAAAAGAGAAAGAGCAGUUGAGCCUAGAACUCGAUGCAGCAAGAGCAGAACUUGAAAAUGUGAAGAGGCUCCAUGAGAAGGAGGAAGGCGACAAGGAGUUGAUGCAAGUUCGGUCUAGUAACAUCACGAGGCAGGAGAUGCAAAGACUACAAAACGAACUCGAGACUGAACGGAUCAGUCUAAGGGCAGCUGUGAGGGAGCGCGAUCAGCUACGCAUCGACAUCGAUAAUAGCAAUGCGAGGAACAACCAGCUAGCUAGGGAACUGCAAGAAGAGAAAAGGUUAAGAGAUAGUGAGAGAAAAGAACACGAAAGCAUCCUGGAGGACGUUAUGAAGUCCAAAGAACCAACCUCGGAUUCUGCAAACGACUUCCUUAUUACUGAAAACGAACGCCUUCGAACUGAGAACGCGAACUUCGGAGCCGCAGCCACCGCCGCGCGAGGACCGCCUAUGCCUCAAUCCAUCUUCACAUCUCCCUCCUCCGAAUUGUCGCAGCAAUGCCCAUACCCCUCCAUCUUCGCCGCUGAACUCUCUCAACCUUCGCAGCUUCUCUCUCCCGCCCCUUCUUCCGUCACUUCAUAUGCGCUGACUACCACUGAGGAGCGCAAAGAAGAAAACAUCCGAAAGACCUACAUUAGAGUCAAGAGACGUUUCGACAACCUCCACGUGGCAGCCGGGAACUUGACCAACUGUACCAGAGGCAUGGAUCUUAGCAGUUUCGGGCAAUUUGGACAGUACUUGCGUCAGUUGAAGAGGGCGUUGGAUGAGGAUGCGAAGAAAAGUGUGGAAAAGAAGGAAGACGAAGAUGCGAAGUGA